Messenger RNA from Marmota monax (woodchuck), 12015 nucleotides. It is a transcript of the gene Phc3, whose product is annotated as polyhomeotic homolog 3. The transcript is spliced from 16 exons. Bases 36 to 3074 code for a protein of 1012 amino acids. Gene Ontology annotation, molecular function: protein binding; zinc ion binding. NCBI's taxonomy places the organism in Eukaryota, Metazoa, Chordata, Mammalia, Rodentia, Sciuridae. Gene Ontology annotation, cellular component: PRC1 complex; nucleus. The record is from RefSeq and is a predicted model, not a curated record.
CAUGCGCAGCCCGUGCUAGUGAUGGAGGAGAGAAGAUGGCGGAAGCGGAAUUUAAAGACCACAGUACAACAAUGGAUAAUGAACCAAACCCUGGAGCAUCUUCUGUGUCGACAACAACCAGUAGCACAACAACCACCACCAUCACCACUUCCUCUUCUCGAAUGCAACAACCACAGAUUUCUGUCUACAGCGGUUCAGACCGACAUGCUGUACAGGUAAUUCAACAGGCAUUGCAUCGCCCCCCCAGCUCAGCUGCUCAGUAUCUUCAGCAAAUGUAUGCAGCUCAACAGCAGCACUUGAUGCUGCACACUGCAGCUCUUCAGCAGCAGCAUUUAAGCAGUUCCCAGCUCCAGAGCCUUGCUGCUGUUCAGGCAAGUUUAUCCAGUGGAAGACCAUCUACGUCCCCCACAGGAAGUGUCACACAACAGUCAAGUAUGUCCCAGACAUCUAUCAACCUCUCCACUUCUCCUACACCUGCACAGUUAAUAAGCCGUUCCCAGGCUUCCAGUUCUACCAGCGGCAGUAUUACCCAACAGACUAUGUUAUUAGGGAGUACCUCCCCUACUCUAACGGCGAGCCAAGCUCAAAUGUAUCUCCGAGCUCAAAUGCUGAUUUUCACACCCGCUACCACUGUGGCUGCUGUACAGUCUGACAUUCCUGUUGUCUCGUCGUCAUCGUCAUCUUCCUGUCAGUCUGCAGCUACUCAGGUUCAGAAUUUAACAUUACGCAGCCAGAAGUUGGGUGUGUUAUCUAGCUCACAGAAUGGUCCACCAAAAAGCACUAGUCAAACUCAGUCAUUGACAAUUUGCCAUAACAAAACAACAGUGACCAGUUCUAAAAUCAGCCAACGAGAUCCUUCUCCAGAAAGUAAUAAGAAAGGAGAAAGUCCAAGUCUGGAAUCACGAAGCACAGCUGUCACCCGGACAUCAAGUAUUCACCAGUUAAUAGCACCAGCUUCAUAUUCUCCAAUUCAGCCUCAUUCUCUAAUAAAACAUCAACAGAUUCCUCUUCAUUCACCACCUCCCAAGGUUUCCCAUCAUCAGCUGAUAUUACAACAACAACAGCAGCAGAUUCAACCAAUCACACUUCAGAAUCCAACUCAAGAUCCACCCCCAUCCCAGCACUGUAUACCACUCCCAAACCAUGGCCUUCCUCCAGCUCCAAGUAAUGCCCAGUCACAGCAUUGUUCACCAAUUCAAAGCCAUCCCCCUCCUCUAACCGUGUCUCCCAAUCAGUCACAGUCAGCACAGCAGUCUGUGGUAGUGUCUCCUCCACCACCUCAUUCACCAAGUCAGUCUCCUACUAUAAUUAUUCAUCCACAAGCACUUAUUCAACCACACCCUCUUGUGUCAUCAGCUCUUCAGCCAGGGACAAAUUUGCAGCAGUCUACUGCUAAUCAGGUACAACCCACGGCACAGUUGAAUCUUCCAUCCCAUCUUCCACUCCCAGCUUCUCCAGUUGUACACAUUGGCCCAGUUCAGCAAUCUGCCUUGGUGUCCCCAGGUCAGCAGAUUGUGUCUCCAGCAUCACACCAGCAAUAUUCAACCCUACAAUCCUCUCCAAUCCCAAUUGCAACCCCUCCACAGAUGUCAGCAUCUCCUCCAGCUCAGAUUCCACCACUGCCCUUGCAGUCUAUGCAGUCUUUACAAGUGCAGCCUGAAAUUCUAUCCCAGGGCCAGGUUUUGGUGCAGAAUGCUUUGGUGUCAGAAGAGGAGCUUCCAGCUGCAGAAGCUUUGGUCCAGUUGCCAUUUCAGACUCUUCCUCCUCCACAGACUGUUGCGGUAAACCUACAAGUACAACCACCAGCACCUGUUGAUCCACCAGUGGGAAUGCAUUUGAACCAGUGUCAUCUGCACAAAGUUUUUUCUCUUAAGGUUUAUCAAGUAGAAGAUGUGUGUGAAGAAGAAAUGCCAGAAGAGUCAGAUGAAUGUGUCCGGAUGGAUAGAACCCCACCACCACCCACAUUGUCUCCAGCAGCUAUAACUGUGGGAAGAGGAGAAGAUCUGACUUCUGAACAUCCUUUGUUAGAGGAAGUGGAAUUACCUGCUGUGGCAUCAGUCAGUGCUUCAGUAAUUAAAUCACCAUCAGAUCCUUCACACGUUUCUAUUCCUCCACCUCCACUCUUACUUCCAGCUGCUACCACAAGGAGUAAUAGUACAUCUAUGCCCAGUAGCAUUCCCAACACAGAAAAUAAGCCUCCACAGGCUAUUGUUAAACCACAGAUCUUGACUCACGUUAUUGAAGGCUUUGUGAUUCAAGAAGGAUUAGAGCCAUUUCCUGUGAGCCGUUCAUCUUUGCUAAUAGAACAACCUGUGAAAAAAAGGCCUCUUUUGGAUAAUCAGGUGAUAAAUUCUGUUUGUGUUCAGCCAGAGAUACAGAAUAAUACAAAGCAUGCAGACAAUUCUUCAGACACAGAGAUGGAAGACAUGAUUGCUGAAGAGACAUUAGAAGAAAUGGACAGUGAAUUGCUCAAGUGUGAAUUCUGUGGGAAAAUGGGAUAUGCUAAUGAAUUUUUACGGUCAAAACGAUUCUGCACUAUGUCAUGUGCCAAAAGGUACAAUGUUAGCUGUUCUAAAAAAUUUGCACUUAGUCGUUGGAAUCGUAAACCUGAUAAUCAAAGCCUUGGGCAUCGUGGUCGUCGUCCAAGUGGCCCUGAUGGGGCAGCAAGAGAACAUAUCCUUAGGCAGCUUCCAAUUACUUAUCCAUCUGCAGAAGAAGACUUGGCUUCUCAUGAAGAUUCUGUACCAUCUGCUAUGACAACUCGUUUGCGCAGGCAGAGUGAGCGGGAGAGAGAACGUGAGCUUCGAGAAGUAAGAAUUAGGAAAAUGCCCGAGAACAGUGACUUGUUACCAGUUGCACAGACAGAGCCCUCUAUAUGGACAGUUGAUGAUGUCUGGGCCUUCAUCCAUUCUUUACCUGGUUGUCAGGAUAUUGCAGACGAGUUCAGGGCACAAGAGAUUGAUGGACAGGCCCUUCUCUUGUUAAAAGAAGACCAUCUCAUGAGUGCAAUGAAUAUCAAGCUAGGCCCAGCCCUGAAGAUCUGUGCACGCAUCAACUCUCUGAAGGAAUCUUAACAAGAACAAUAAGGCUUUGAUAUAACACCAGUUUUACUCUUUUUUAAACAGACUUGUAAGGUAAAGGCCUAAGUUGGCCUAGAAUAUUACACUUAUGAUAGAUGGCCAAGCACACUGGGAACUCCACAUCAAGUGUUGACAUUUCUUCUACAAUAUAAUUAUUCAUCAUACAUUUUCAUGAUUAGUCAACAUUGGUAAAAUUGAUUUUACAGGUUACAUGCAACAUUGAAAAAGCUGCUAUAAAGGGCCAUGGUAUUUUUCAAAGAAACAUGUUAUGCUAGAUAAUUUUUAAAAGCGAUGUUUAUCAUUAAUAUAAAGAAUUCUUUUGAAAGUAACUGGAUGAUUUACACUUCUCUUUUGAUUCACUUUUCUCAUACAUUUUUGUACUCUAUUCAUUCUCUAAAGGUUGUCAUAAAGAUAUGGAAUGAUUUAGGAGUCCAAUGAUGGGAUCAUAUGCAUUGAAAUAUCAGUUUGCGUUCUUAAAAAUGUCUUUAACAAGUGCUCUAAGAAAGGAUUGUGUUCUAGCAUAAAUGAUACUGAUCUGGAGGUCAAAAGAGUUGAUUUCUAUUUCAGAUAAUUUGGCUUGCCUGACAAGUUUUCCUCUCAGAGUUUGUACAUUUAGAGCUGUGCCUCUUGAUAGAGAUUGGUUUGCUCUCCAGGGAACAUUUGCCAACAUCUAAAAACAUUUUGAUUGUCACAGAUCAGAACUGAGUUUGGGUGAGGUUGCUACUGAUGUCUAGUAGGAGGCCAGAGAUGUUACAAAAUGUCUUACAAUGUGUAAGCCUACCACAACAAAGAAUUAUCUAGUAAAAAAUGCCACCAGUGCCAAGGUUGAGCAGCGCUGAUGAGGAAGGAAUAAAAAAUGUUAAUUCUUUCACUCAAAGGAACAUUUUAAAGAGAUGGCUCAUAAUGAGGAAACAUGUGUAAUGGAAGUAUUAUUCAGAUAGCAUUAAUGUUCUGAAGUAUUUUUCCAGUUUAUUAAGCAUAAUAGAAAAAGAUAAAUCCAUAAAAUUGGUCUGUCAAAUAAAGACUAGCUUACAAUUUGACACUCAGUACUGAUUCAUAUUAGUUAUCUUUCUUAUCUCUGUGCUGCGCACUGAUGAAGGCAUGAUAUAAUUACACUUAAGAACCAGGGCACCAUUUUCUGGCAAGGAAGCUUUGGGUGGAUAUGUGAUUGCACUUUGGAUUUCUUCUAGUAUUGAACAUGCACAUUCCUUUUUCCUUUACUAAAUCUUCGCAUGCUUCCUGCAGAAUACUUAACAAGUGAUUUCUUUUGGAUGAUCAGAUCUAACUUAAAAAAACUAUGAAGCAAAACUUUUUCACUAACUUUUCAGUUAGUUUUCUAUAGAACUAGGACACUAAAAAAAUUGUGGAGUCCUGACAGCUUUAUAGUCUUGGGUGUCAAAUGUUUUAUUUGAGAAGACUGUGAAAGUUUCCGUCAUUUCCCAUAUCUUAUCUUUUACAUGUGAUUGAAGGAAAAUACACUGAUAUUUGGCCACGAAGUUCAUUAAGUGAAAACAGAGAGUCCGUGAGUUUCAGUCAUUUCACUGCUCUUUUCAAAAAGAUUGCGUUGAGCUAGUAAAAAACUAAAGAUGUCACAAGACAUCACAGAUAUUUAUCUUUUGGCUUUGUGUACAUUAGAAAAUGUUGAUUAUUUUUAUACAAAAAUAUAGCGGGUAAUUUUUUUAAUCUUUAGAUGCCUCUUGUUUGAAUGUAUGCUUUGUGGGAUUCUUUGUGUAGUUGUUUUUAAAAAAGAUGUUUACUGAUAGUCAUGUGUAGGGUUAGAAUGUGUAAUAUAAUGGAAGGCUCAUGUUCCAGACCCACAAUAGCUUAUAGUCUAUGUUACAUAUUUCUUUGUAUCACAGUUUUAAUUAUUGGAUUAAAGUUCAAGGAAAGGUAGGUACUCUACAGUUUUCGUUUAUUAGUAGUUAAUCAUCAGGACAUAAUUGUGAUGUGCUUUUCCCCUCAUCUUGCAAUUUCAGAACAUAAACAUAUGCUAAGCAGUAUUAAGAGAUUGUCCAUGUAUGGAGGGAGGGAGGCACAAGGGAAAAUCUCCCCUGGAAUUAAAACUUUAUUGUAGUUAAUCCACAGUUAAUAUAAAAUUGAUUUUUCAGGGAUAGCUCCUCUAGCAAUAAUUAUUUAUCUCCCAUAACUAUUUUGUUUAUAACCUUUAAGGUAUUAACUUUGAACUAUGUUGAAAGUUCCUUUUAUUUUCUUCUUCUACUAAUGUAAGUUGUUCUAUACUGGAAAACCCCUGUGCCCAGAGGAGUUUCUGUUGGAGAACACCUACUUAUGGUCCUUGUAAUUCUGUUGUAACCCACUCAAAACAUACCUAGAAGAUAAACUUGCUUUUUUCAAGUGAGUUGAUUUAGAAAUGGCUCAUCUGUUUAUCAACUGGUAAUUCUCCCAUUGAUGCAGCAAUUUCUUUCUAGAUGAUUUAGUCUUCUUAAUUUCAAACCUUCUUAUAGAUAAUGGAUAUAUAUGAUACUGAUCGUCCACCUCUCCUGAAGUUUAGGCAGCUUCACUAUGAUAUAUGUGGGGAGAGUGCUAUUGUUUUCAUUUCCUUUCAUAUUACUGAGUGUUUUAGGGUUUUGACUAGGGAGAAGGAAUAAUAAGCAAAAGGGAACAUGGGGGAUUCUUCCUAUUUUUGCUAUCUAAAUUUGCAUUUUUUAACUUCUUUAAACUGUUGCACUCUUUUCCCAUUGGGGGGUGGGGGGAAGACCAUAAUUUUGAAAUGUUAGUUGCUUUAAGCUUUGUGUUCCUAGUCAAAAACCUUGAAAGAGCUGGUUUGUAAAAAAGUUAUUUUUAUAUGACAUUAAUAUGCAUCAAGCUUUGUGUAGACAUGUGUAAAACACAGCUCUGCAGCUUUGAUAUAAUCAGUACAGUAAAAGAGUUGUUGUCAUUCUUUGGUGGCAUAUCACUUUUUAAAAUUUGCUAUGGAGUCCUUUAAACAGAACUUUAAGUCUAAGUUUAAAGGCCACCUAGGGAUAGAGAAGGCAGAAUGGAAUUAAAGAAAUGUUAAUCAACAAGCUUGAGAAUGGGAAAGCCACAGACCAGGACAUUGGCCUUUUUGUUAUUGUUGUUGUUAGUUUAGCCCAUUUCAACACCGAACAGAUUGUUUUACUUUUGAUGUUAAUGUUCACAUUUUACCUAAUUUAAGAAGGAAAUGAUAUUUUAAAAGGUAUUCCACUGUUUAGUUUUGCUUUCUGGUAUGCAGAAACACCCAGAAUAAUACCUAAAACAGGUAUUAUUGUGACCAUGCCUUUGAAUAAUUUUUUGACAUACCUAAUCAUAUAUUGUGUGAAACUAUACCAGACAUUUAUUCACAAAGAUAAGUCUUGGAUUGAUCUCUGUCUUAUAGUGCUCCAGCUCUCUCUGACAUGUUCAGGUAAAUUUCUUAAAGCCUAGUAUAUUUUCAAGGUUUGGGUACCACCAAGGCACAAAUAUAGUAGGGAAACAAUGGAGUUGUAUAGUCUUAGCCUAUGCUUUUAUGUGUAUUAAUUUUGGAAAUUAUUAUAGAUGUAAGUGAAUGAAGCUGACAUUACUACUGCGUCCAGUGGGUAAAAUCCCUGACUGGAAACCCUUAAAAUAUUUUAAAGUUAAGUUUUCAACCAGAAGAUGCUGGUUAUAAUUUGUGGUUCAAAGACUCUCAUCCUUGGUGAGUGGCAGAAAAUACAUGUUGCCUACUGGUACUGAGCAUUAGCUGAGGGCCUGAAAGGGCUUCACCUCACUUCCUCCCCUAAAGCCUCCAGCCCCCACCAAAAACUGCACAAAAACUUUUUUCUUAGACCUCUGCUUGAAUACCCGGAGAGGAUUUUGUGAUGGGGCUGAUUAUAGAGGUAGCUUGGGAGGCCUAAUGUCUAACAGUUAUGUUUCAGUAAAAACUUUGGGGCAAUGGAGACUGGCCCUUCUAUGCAAAUUGUUUGCUCAGUCUGUUUCUCAUGCACAAAAUGUGAAACUAGUUGUGUCCUAAAGGUUUUGAAGGGGCAGGGGAGGGGUUGGAGGAAGAAGUGGAGGAAGAGACCAAAUAGGAAGAGAAGCAUUCCAGAACCAAAAGGAUCUAGAAGAAUUUACAUUACAUGAAAUCAUCUAAUGUAAAGGUGGCCUUCAUCAAUAGUUCAAGAUAAUAAAUUAUAAUUAUUUGAUUCCAAUUUUAGCAGGUUUGUUUUAGCCUUUCAUCUCCAUGAACAAAACACCCGACAUUAACAACUUAGGAAAAGUUUGUUUUGCAGAGGUUCUGUCCAUGGUUGGCCAGCUCCAUAGCUCUGGGCUCAAGGUGAAUUAGAUCAUCAUGGCAAAAGGUGUGUGGUGGAGAAUAGCAGCUCAGACAAGGCAACCAGGAAGCAGAGAGAGCUCUAUGUUCACCAGGGACAAAAUAUGAACUCUGAAGGCACAACCCCAGUGACCUACUUCAUCCAGCCCACUCUGCCUGCCUAUAGUUACCACCACCCAGUUCAUGCAUAUCAGUGGAUUAGUCCACUGACUAGGUUACUCCUCUCAUAAUCUAACCAUUCUUGCAUUGUCUCAUGCAUGAGGUUUUGGGACCUCGUAUCUAAACCAUAAUAGGGUUCUGGUUUCUUUAUUUUUUCCCCUUCUCCUCCUUUCUUUCUUUGUUUUUUUUUUUUUUUUUUUUUUUUUGGUAGUGGUGGUAAUGGAGGUCCUGAACCCAGGACCUGAAACUAUCCCUGAACUACAUCCUCCAGCCUACUAUCAUUUUUACUGGGUUAAAAUUUGCCAAUAAUCAAACUCACUGUUUAUAGCACCAAUGAUACGUACACUAGUAAUUUUUGAUUUCUGAAGAUGAAAGCUAUUAUAGUUGAAUAUGUCAGAGAUUCAAAGGUUCAUUGUUAUAACUGAGUGGCCAGAAUUAUGGAGUUUUCGUUUUCAGAUACUACAGUUGAAUCACCUUUGUAGACUUGUUAUAAAGAAAGGUAUUUUAAGAUAGCAUUUUGUGGUUGUGUCUCAGUCUAAGAAUUGGGUGACUAAAAGCUAUAGUUUUCUCUUUACUAGUCUGAAUUUCAUUAAACACAAGCCUACCUCUAUUUCUUUGGUGCAAAGCAGAAUGGAUUGUGACAUGCACUAUUUAGCCCACAUUCAUUGAUACAUUUUAUAAAUUUAUUUAGAACAUCUGAUGAAAUCAAAUCAGAUUGUGGUUAAAUUUAGAUAAGCACAGAUAUACUAUUAGGAAAAAUUAAAUAUGCAAUCUUAUUAAGAUUUAAUUUCAACCCAUUAAGCUGUACAUCUUAAAAAACAUUCUUUGGUAACAUAUCCCUCUUUUCUUUUGUUAGAAGAUUAUAAAACAUGCCCUAUAGUUUUCUUCAUAGCAGCAGUACAAGCCAUUUCUUUGAUACAAAAUGUUUAAAAUUAUACUACCUUCUUUGGAAAAAGUGUUUCCUAAAAUUUUUUUAUAAUUUCCAAAGUUUUACAUGUUAUUUUUAGAGCUUAUUUAAUCUCUUUUAAAUUAUACUAUGAAAAGUUCUUUCUGAAAGUUGUAGGGCACUAAUACAAAUAUAAUCAUUACCAUCAUAUUCCAGAGAAGAAUGGGGAGUCCCUUGCAAUCAUUUUUAAAAUCUUAAAUGUAGCAUCUUAAUGCAAGCUCUUCAUUUUACUCAGACACAUGCACAUAACCCUUGCAAAUGUCAUGUUCAUGGAACUUUUAGAGAACUAUCUACCACAAAUGCUAUUUUUUCCCCUUUUUGUAGCUUGUGAACAAUUUUAUUUUCAGAUGACAAUUUUAAUCAAAUGUUAGAUAAAAGAUACAGAAUUAGUUUGGUUAAAGCUUUAUACUUUAGAAUUUUUUUUUUCUACUGCCUUUUGAAAAAUAUAAUUCUCAGUGAUACUAGUGAUGUUUAGUGAGAAUCCAUAGAAGAAUGUGUUGUUUAAAAGAAGUAUAGUAGUGAGUGAAUUUUAAUUUGGAAAAAAUGAACUAAUUUUAAAAGGUUCUUAUGCUUGCAUGGCAUAGUUUUAAUUAAAUGUAAAAGUAAUGCAGUAGAAUUCUUUUUAAACUGCUAAAUUAACUCCACUAAUCACCUUAAGGAUUGAUAGCUGCCAUCAUUUAUUGGUUGAAAAGUUAAACUUCAUAGCAUGUUGUUGAGUGUUAAAUCUAUGUUUUGUGGAGCUUUAACUGAGGGCAGUGAAAAAGCUCAUGCUUAUAUGAGAGGUGGGUGCUCUUGAAGUAAAUAUCAACCUAUUUUAGAAAGGAUUUUUUUGUGCUUCAAGUAAACUAGAGGUGUCCAAUGUUUAAUUUUUUUCAUAAUACUUAAAAGUAUUCUUUUUCUUUGGAUAGUAUUAAAAAUGAGUAGAAAUGAAUCAUAUACUUACUAAAUUAACAUGACAAGCGAACCUAAAACACACUGGCUUGGAGACUGAGUUUUGACUUAGUUGCUUAAUUAGCUGUGUGUGCACUUUGAGGUAACUGUUUUUAACCUCUUUGAAUGUGCAAUGUGGUGCCUACACCCUUCAAAAUGUUGAUUUGGAUUUAAAUCAUCAUUUGUAUACCUCUCAGCUCUAAAGUUACUAUGGUAGGCCACAAAAUGAGAUAUUUUUAAAGUUGCUCCUACUCAGUUCUUUUUUGCUUUUUAAUGGUUCAUUUGAUACUUAAUUAGUAAACAUCCAUUUUCUGUGUCACUUACUUGCUCUAAGGAUUGAGGUAGAAAAUUCAUACAGACAAGGAAAUGAGGACCUUUUUCUAAAUGCUACCUAUUAACUACUGAACAUAAAAACACAUAUGCAUAUUGACAUUCAUGCACUUUCAUCCAUUUAGCAAACCAUCUGAACACUUAUAUUGUUUAUGGAAUACACGAUGAAGAAACUAGUAAGUAAAAUCUUCCUGACCAAAGUUCAUUGUGGCUUAAAUGAACAAGGUCAUAGUUAGUACUAAUUAAUGUACUGAAUGUAAACUUGGAACUGAGGGGGAAUUUUUUAUGCUUUGGGUAAAAGACUAGAUUGCAUAAGGGGUUUGAAUCAAUCACAGUUCUUGUAACAUUUCACAUACUGCACAUCAACUGACCAUGCACCUGAUAGGCUAUAAAAUUAAGGAUCCUUUAAGAGCUUAUAUUUUGAGAUUGUUGUGAUAUCUUUAUUUGGUGCUUGAGUGUUUCAGAAUUGUGGCUGUACAUGGUGAGUGGUAGAACAAUGAUUUACCGCACAUUUUUAACUACAAAGGCUUUCUAUACAGUAUUGACACUGUAGCAGUUUUUCAAAAUUGAAACGUCUCAAAGGAAAUCACCAGAAUAGUUUUUUUUUAAGCUAGAAAGAUUACAAACAAUAAAUCUUGUUGUAUUUUAAGGGUAUUACAGAUAGCUACCUUUUAAAAAUAUAUGAAAAUUGGUAAUAAAAAAGCCUAUGUAUUGCAUAAUAAAAGGGUGCCCUUUAAAAUGCAGAACUGCUGAAGAAAAAACAGUUCCCUGCUUGAACUGGCAAGAAUCCAGGAAGUAAACAUGGAAUGGGAAAAUCAAUUAAUUGGGUAAAAUUCCCUUGUCACUCUGGGAUUCUGUGAAUCACAUUGUAAUUCUAGCUUUAAACAUUAACAUCAAUUGACAGUAAUAUUCUCUAUAAAGAUAUAAAACGAAAAACUAUUUUAAACUUUUAUGCAUCAGAGUUGCAGCUUUUUAAAGCAGGAAAAUGUCCAACAAAGUGCUCAUUUAGAAUCUACAUUAGACUCUUUCAAACUGUUCAAAAACACUUAACUUCUGAAGUAGCCAGAUAGCCUGGGUUUUGUAAAUUGUUCCAUGAAACUAGUUAAAAAUUACUUUUAAAUUUUUAAUUUUUAAAGUGUUCCUAAUUUUUCAGAUAUUUUAUGCUAUUGAAAUGCCUACUAUGUAUGUACUUUAAUAUAUGUAUAUAUGUUCUUAAAUUUUAAAAAGUCAACUGAGUGCAAAAGAUGGUGCAAUUUUGGAUAUAUAAUUCCCACAUUGUUUGAUUAGAUUCCCAGUCACCUCAUUUAAAAAAAAAAACAAAAAACAAAAAACAUUUUGUUUUUCCCAUAAAGGGGGAAAAAGUCAAAGUUACAAAAAGUAUCUUCACAGUAAGGAUUACACUUGCAGUGAAGGCUGGAUGUUACAGACGCCAGUGCCCACGGAUAGGUGCUGCUGGGGUGGAAAGGCUUUUCAAGGCUCUUGAUUAAAUCAGUACCUUUUGACUUGUUGCUCAUUAAAUUUUUGUUAAUUUAACAAAGGCAAAUUGUUGUGAUAACUUGUUUCAAAAAUGUUGAUGCUUCAAGUACAUUAACUAGUUUAAUUAUUUCUUUUGGUUCCUCCAGUUGUUCUAAAAUAGGACUUUCAUAUUAUCAAAACCUCAAAAGAUGACCUACCUGGGAUGAACUGAACAAAUAUCACCAAGGGAGAAGGAAAGCAUUUUUUAUCUUUACUGAAAAAAAUUGAGAUUAUAUAUAGAUGUAUUCUUACAUUGGACAUUGUAAUAGAGUCCUCCUUAUGGGAAAUGGAAUAGUUUUAGCACUCUUAGCAUUAGAAUUCCUAGACUGGUGUCUAUAGCUACAGUUUUAAAAUGUAUAACCUGAAAAUGAAGUUAAUUUUGCAUUAUAAGAGCACACCAUGAUCUAUGUAAAAAGUGUUCAUUUGGUGUAUUUUUUUAAAAAAAAGAGAAAGCACUUUCAUAUUAACAAGUAGCAUGUGUAUGAAUUUUAGAUUUUCCUGUUGUGUCUAUUCAGUGAAGUAAGAUUGAGCAUUCAAAUGUUUGUUGAUGGCAACAUUAACUAUUAAAUGAAAGCACCUUAUACUCUGCUGCUUAAAUUUGCUUGUAAUUGCACCUUUGUUAAACCUGCACAUUUUCACAUAGAAUGUUGUUGUAACAUUGCUUCAUGUGGGUCUGGAUAGAAGAUAGUGGGCCUGCAGGAUCAUUUAUUUAUAUUGUUUAUAUUACAAUAAUAUAUUGUAGACCAUUGUAAGUUCAUUUCUUUACAAAUAAAAGCCUCUUCCAUUUG